GACAGCCGCGCCAGGCGAAGAGAGCUGAGCCAGGCCAUCGCGGAGCUGGCGUCCAAGCGGCAGCUGUCGGGUGCCCUGGACGCCUUCAGGCAGAUGGAGGCGGAGGGCCUCGCGCCGGACACCAAGGCGUACGGGAGCCUCAUCAACGCCCAUGUCAACAGCGGCGAUGGCCAGGGGAGGCUCCCGCCCACAGGCAGGCGGUAG
This is a messenger RNA of Prorocentrum cordatum, 204 nucleotides long. NCBI's taxonomy places the organism in Eukaryota, Dinophyceae, Prorocentrales, Prorocentraceae. The record is from the annotation of a GenBank genome assembly.